This is a messenger RNA of Aspergillus oryzae RIB40, 1425 nucleotides long. Its product is annotated as initiator tRNA phosphoribosyl transferase family protein. The transcript is spliced from 4 exons. Gene Ontology annotation, cellular component: cytoplasm. The coding region runs from base 1 to 1425 and encodes 474 amino acids. Lineage: Eukaryota; Fungi; Ascomycota; Eurotiomycetes; Eurotiales; Aspergillaceae. The record is from RefSeq and is a predicted model, not a curated record. Gene Ontology annotation, biological process: charged-tRNA amino acid modification. Gene Ontology annotation, molecular function: tRNA adenosine(64)-2'-O-ribosylphosphate transferase activity.
AUGGGUGGUGAUUCUGAUCCCUUCCCGGUGUCCGUAUCGUCUCUUCAUUUCCCCUCCAAAGAGCAAACUAUUUCCCAAACGCUGUCGUCCUUGCGCCGAUCAGCCCUCUCCAUCACAAACCGACUUCAAUCGAUUGAAUCCGACGCCAAUUUUGUCCGUGAAGUGGCUGACUACUACGAUCUCCCCUUAGUCGCCAACGAGAGAUGUGGUAGUUGGUAUAUCCCUCCGGAGGCCAAAGCUGGCAGCGCUUACUUCAAGAGCACGGAUGGUCAUACGGGCCAAUGGGACUUUAGCUUCCGUAGACUAAACCUGCAGAUUCUACCCAUUUCUCGGAAGCAUGGAGGCUGCAUCAUCGUUGACUCAACACGCCGGGGAAAAUUGAUGCCUGAUGCCUUAUCCAAGACGGUUCCGAUCUGGUGUGCGGUAAUCAAUCGAGCACUAUUUCCGUCCGACACUGCAUACCAUCCCGUGCAAUUUCCGCCGAACUUUUUGGGUGCCUCCGAAGAGUCACAGAUUGAGCACAGGAUCGAUGAUUUUGUUAAAUCGCUCAAGGAUCUCAAGCUCGAUUUAGAUGAUCUCAAGCAAAAGCUAGGAAAGCCCAUUCGGGUCGCCUGGGCGAAUCGCUCAUAUUUUCAUCCAACUGAUCUGCGAAAGGGAGAUGCAUAUAAUCUCUUUGUUCUCUGCUCCGCUUCCAAGCGUGUCCAUGGCGCGGAAAUGUCGGAGGGUGGUUACAUCCAAGGAGCAGGCGAUGAUAGCGAGGGUUGGGCUCAUGGGCUAACGCCACCAGUUUUCUGGGAACACAAGUCUACCCUUGCUGCAACCGGAGAGGAAGAUCUACCGGAACUCAUUGUGGAAUUGGUAGAAGAGCACCGAAAGCAAGAUGGCCGCCAGCAAGCUACUUUGAUAACGCCAACUCGAAACUUGUACAUCAGCCCAACUGACCCUCAAUUAAACGGGGGUGGUACUUAUGAUUUGGUCAUUGAUUGCAAUGGAAACCCGGAGGCCUCGGAAGGGAAUUCAAAGCGACUAAACCUUGGUUGCGGAGUCUCUAAACUGGGGAGUCGCGACCUACGGAAGCAUCUACAUCAGGUUCUGGCCUUUACCAGUUCGCAGCUGGAGUCGAACCCGUCACAAUCAAUGCUUGUAACAUGCGAGUCCGGGAAAGAUCUUUCCGCAGGCGCUUUGCUCGCCAUAUUGUGUCUAUGUUACGAUGACGAGGGCAAGUAUCCCUACGUCCAAUCACAAUCUGGUCAUGCUAAUCAUGCAACAGGAAACUUUGCUGGAUCUCAUGCGAAAAACAAGAUUGACAAGCAAUUCAUCCGACAGCGACUUGCCUGGAUCGUGUCAUCCAAGCAUGACGUGAACCCUUCGCGCGCUACACUCCAAUCUGUCAACGCGUUUCUUAUGGAACGACCAGAUUAUUAA